This is a messenger RNA of Arctia plantaginis, 1080 nucleotides long. NCBI's taxonomy places the organism in Eukaryota, Metazoa, Arthropoda, Insecta, Lepidoptera, Erebidae. The record is from the annotation of a GenBank genome assembly.
AUGGCCAUGAAAGAGUGGUUACAGUGGUUACCACCGCCUCGGUCGCUACUGGCAUUGCUGCUGGCGGUGGCUGGGUUCAGCGGACGCCUCUUUGCUUCACACUUUACGCACUCGCCAACGUUACUCGUUGAUACCUGUCACUCACUGUGUCGACUGGUCGGUCUGAUAACCACCUUAUUAUCUUACAAGUACGAACGGGCUGAUGAAGGUGCCGGGCGAGAAGGACGUCUACGCAACACGUUCGGUUGGGCGAGAAUUGAAGUCGUCGGCCGACUUUCAGUCCACGUGCUCUUCGCCUCGUUUGCUCUAGCCCUGGUUGUCAAUGCUCUACAACUAGGCGUGCACUCCUCACAUGGACAGCCCCCAAGAUACCCCAAGGUCAUUAUUGGCAGCGCCGUCGUUGGGCUCCUUCUACACGCCAUAAACUAUAUGCUUCUAGCAGGCCGUGAGCUCAGCUACAGUCGUCGUCUAAGUGUCACAGAAGGAGGCGGAGUGGUAUUGAAAACAGGAUCCGGUGAACCAGUUCUUGCCCAUGCACCUACUGAUAUUGCCAGUAGUUUAUUCGUGAUGGGCGCCGGUCUGACAGCGGAAUGGGAGCCCGUAGCUGCUCGCAUUGCCGAUCCUGCACUCUCAGCCAGUGCUGCAAUCGUUCUCGUCAUAUUCAACUUUCCUUUCUUACGAUCAGCUGGCUUAGUGCUACUUCAAACAGUUCCUGAAGGUUUAGGCGCCUGCGACUUACGUACUGCAGCUCUACGCGUUGCAGGUGUGCUGGCGAUUCACGAACUCCAUGUGUGGCAAAUGCACAGGGACCGUGUUGUCGCUACCGCACACAUCGUUUACCGAUCCCACGAGGAUUACUUGAAGAGCUCCGGACUAGUUACCGACAUAUUUAAACGGCACGGCAUAAGUCUAGUGACGUUGCAGCCUGAGUUCAUGCUUACUUCUGCGUUAGGUACAGAUGAGGAUAAGAAAGCAUUCAUAGACUUCGCUAAUUUGGGUUGUUCUUGUCCAUGUGCCAAGGAGUGCAUUGCACCGCGAUGUUGCGAGCCGCCGAAAAUACCUACCGUAACUCGUAUAUAG